This is a messenger RNA of Ictalurus punctatus (channel catfish), 2241 nucleotides long. It is a transcript of the gene fermt3b, whose product is annotated as FERM domain containing kindlin 3b. The coding region runs from base 200 to 2122 and encodes 640 amino acids. Gene Ontology annotation, cellular component: cell-substrate junction. Gene Ontology annotation, biological process: integrin activation; cell-matrix adhesion; regulation of cell-cell adhesion mediated by integrin. The record is from RefSeq and is a predicted model, not a curated record. The transcript has 16 exons. Gene Ontology annotation, molecular function: integrin binding. Lineage: Eukaryota; Metazoa; Chordata; Actinopteri; Siluriformes; Ictaluridae.
GGGAGACUGUGGUCACACGCUGUUUCGAUAUGCAUAAACUGACAGAACAGAAACACCCAUUUUCACACUGCUGCGGGAGCUCACAGCAAAAACCCAACACCUUCAGUGUGAAGGCAAGCAGAAAAAUAUAAGUGACUUCUGAAGACUUUUGACAAUCUUCUCAACCAGAAAUAAGCUGCUCCCCCAGUGCUCCUUCAGGAUGGCGGCAUGGGACCUGUCAGUCAGUGUGGAGGAACUAGGCCCUGAAGCUCCACCCAUUAAAAUCAGCGUAACCUCUGACCUUCACAUAGGCGGGGUCAUUCUGAAAAUUGUAGAAAAAACACAGAUGCAGCAGGAUUGGUCAGACCAUGCAAUUUGGUGGGAGCAGAAGCAGCAGUGGGUCUUGCGGACAUCCUGGACACUCGAUAAAUGUGGGAUCCAUGCGGAUGCUCGACUGCACUUCACCCCCCAACACAAGCCUCUUCGGCUGGGCCUGCCUAACGGAAUCACCUUGCGGCUCCGUGUCUGCUUCUCCAGCUCCAUGUUCCGUACUGUGCAGGGAAUCUGCAGGAUUUUGAACAUCCGCCAUCCAGAGGAACUGUCUCUGCUAAGGCCAGUGGAGGAGAAAAAGAAAAAGAAAGACAAAGAUUCUGUGGAGGAGGAGUAUGACCUAACAGACGUCCCACUGACAUCAGGAUCAGUUCCAACUCUGUAUAAUGGCAUGCCGGCUCAUUUUGCUGACUCCCCUAAAACUGAGGCUGUCUAUAAGAUUCUGUCUGUGUGCCAGCCGUCUCCUGCUCCGGAGACCAUCGCUAAACUCUACCGACCAGCCAGCAAGGUGGACAAAACACACAUCCAAAGCAGAUGGUUGGAUUCAUCACGAUCACUCAUGGAGCAGGGAAUACAGGAGAAUGAGAAGCUGUGGUUACGCUUCAAAUACUACACCUUUCAUGACAUGGAACCCAAGUACGAUGAGGUGCGUCUGACGCAGCUGUAUGAGCAGGCACGCUGGGCAAUCCUUCUGGAGGAUAACGACUGUACUGAGGAAGAGAUGAUGCUGUUUGGAGCCCUGCAGUACCAUAUAGGGAAGCUGUCAAUGUCACAGGAUGGUAAUGCCAACCAAGGCAUGGAUGACCUGGACUCUGCCCUGAAAUCUCUUGAGGUCAAGAUUGUGGGAGAUAACAGCAACACAAACCAGCUGGAAAACAUGACCCCUCCAGAACUGAAUGACUAUUUGAAAAUAUUUCGGCCCAGGAGACUAACUCUGAGGGACUACAAACAAUACUGGUUCAAAUUUCAGGACACUUCUAUCUUCUAUUACAAGAGUAAAGAAGAUAGCUUCGGAGAGCCCAUCCAGCAAUUGCACCUGAAAGGCUGUGAAGUGGCUCCUGAUGUGAACAUAGCAGGACAGAAGUUCUGUAUCAAACUCCUCAUCCCAGUGCCAGAGGGCAUGACGGAGGUAUAUCUGCGAUGUGAGAAUGAGAAGCAGUACUCUGAGUGGAUGGCGGCCUGUAAGCUGGGGUCUAAAGGCCUGACCUUGCUGGACCCUUCUUAUCAGAGUGAAGUGAAAAACAUCCAGUCCUUCUUGGCCAUGCAGCACUCCAGUUCAUCUGGUUCAACUGUACAGGCUGACGAAGUCAUUAACACACAGAGCCUUGUCUCACCUCGCUACAACAAAAAAUACAAGGCCAAACAGUUAACCCCACGGAUCCUGGAGGCUUAUCAGAACGUGGCUCAGCUCUCCCUUACAGCAGCUAUUUUGAAGUUCCUCCAGAUCUGGCAGUCCCUGCCUGACUUUGGUAUUUCCUAUUUCAUGGUCAGAUUUAAGGGUAGUCGUAAAGACGAGGUCCUGGGCAUUGCAAACAAUCGCCUGAUCCGUAUCGACCUGGGAGUUGGAGACGUAGUGAAGACCUGGCGUUACAACCACAUGAGGCAGUGGAACGUCAACUGGGACAUACGACAGGUGGCCAUUGAGUUUGAUGGCAACAUCAACAUAGCCUUCAGCUGUGUGACUGCAGACUGUAAGAUAGUGCACGAGUACAUUGGGGGCUACAUCUUCAUGUCAACACGUGCAAGAGAGAAGAGUGACACACUGAAUGAGGACCUUUUCCAUAAACUCACUGGGGGCCAUGAAGCUCUUUAAUCGGCACUGAUGCCCUGACAGCAGGACCGAAGAUCAUUUUGUAGUUCAUUUCUGUACAUCAGGCCAAAAAAACAUUACUUUGUUUCACAUGCUUUCAUUAAAAAAAAAUGAAAAAUUCA